AUGGCCGGGGUCAUCAGAGCCUCGUCGGGUGAGCGUCGGAGCCUCAUCACCCCCCCUCCCCUCCCCACCUGCAUCCCGACUCCAUCAGCAGCAGCACUAUCAUCAUCAGCACCAUAAUCAGCAGCAGCACCACCAUCAUCAGCAGCACCACCAUCAUCAGCAGCACCAUCAUCAGCACCAUCAGCACCAUCAUCAGCACCAUCAUCACCGUCAGCAUCACCAUCAUCAUCACCAUCAUCAUCAGCACCAUCAUCAGCACCAUCAUCAUCAUCAGCACCAUCAUCAUCAUCAGCACCAUCAGCAGCAGCAGCACCAUCAUCAUCACCAUCAUCAUCACCAUCAUCAGCACCAUCAUCAGCACCAUCAUCACCGUCAGCAUCACCAUCAUCAUCACCAUCAUCAUCAGCACCAUCAUCAGCACCAUCAGCACCAUCAUCAGCACCAUCAUCAGCACCAUCAUCAGCAGCAGCACCAUCAUCAUCACCAUCAUCAUCACCAUCAUCAGCACCAUCAUCAGCACCAUCAUCAGCACCAUCAUCAGCAGCAGCAGCACCAUCAUCAUCACCAUCAUCAUCAGCACCAUCAUCAGCACCAUCAUCAGCACCAUCAGCACCAUCAUCAGCACCAUCAUCAGCAGCAGCAGCACCAUCAUCAUCACCAUCAUCAUCACCAUCAUCAGCACCAUCAUCAGCAGCAGCAGCACCAUCAUCAUCACCAUCAUCAUCAGCACCAUCAUCAGCACCAUCAUCAGCACCAUCAGCACCAUCAUCAGCACCAUCAUCAGCACCAUCAUCAGCAGCAGCAGCACCAUCAUCAUCAUCACCAUCAUCAGCACCAUCAUCAGCACCAUCAUCAGCACCAUCAUCAGCACCAUCAUCACCGUCAGCAUCACCAUCAUCAUCACCAUCAUCACCGUCAGCAUCACCAUCAUCAUCACCAUCAUCAUCAGCACCAUCAUCAUCACCAUCAUCAUCAGCACCAUCAUCAGCACCAUCAUCAGCACCAUCAUCAGCACCAUCAUCAGCACCAUCAUCAGCAGCAGCAGCACCAUCAUCAUCACCAUCAUCAUCACCAUCAUCAGCACCAUCAUCAGCAGCAGCAGCACCAUCAUCAUCACCAUCAUCAUCAGCACCAUCAUCAGCACCAUCAGCACCAUCAUCAGCACCAUCAUCAGCACCAUCAUCAGCAGCAGCAGCAGCACCAUCAUCAUCAUCACCAUCAUCAGCACCAUCAUCAGCACCAUCAUCAGCACCAUCAUCAGCACCAUCAUCACCGUCAGCAUCACCAUCAUCAUCACCAUCAUCAUCAGCACCAUCAUCAGCACCAUCAUCAGCACCAUCAUCAGCACCAUCAGCACCAUCAUCAGCACCAUCAUCAUCAGCACCAUCAUCCUCCUCGUUUAGCCCAUCUCGCUCUUCUCUC
Lethenteron reissneri (Far Eastern brook lamprey) is the source of this 1422-nucleotide messenger RNA. RefSeq lists its product as uncharacterized. Lineage: Eukaryota; Metazoa; Chordata; Hyperoartia; Petromyzontiformes; Petromyzontidae. The record is from RefSeq and is a predicted model, not a curated record.